Malaya genurostris is the source of this 1495-nucleotide messenger RNA. RefSeq names its product RYamide neuropeptides. The record is from RefSeq and is a predicted model, not a curated record. The coding region runs from base 387 to 845 and encodes 152 amino acids. Lineage: Eukaryota; Metazoa; Arthropoda; Insecta; Diptera; Culicidae. The transcript is spliced from 4 exons.
CAUGGUGAACCACAGUGUCGAAGGAACAACAGCCGGCGAUUAAUGUUUGAAACAGGUCGAAAAGGGAUUCUACAGGUAGUUCAGAACAACGAUCACUGUUCUAUCGGUGCUUGAUAGGAAGUUGUUGGUGUUGAAAAAGGAAGCUUCAGUUCAAUUGAUUGAUGUGUUGCACAAAAAUUUGGCUUAUUUGUUAGAAAAAAAACUGUGUAAUUUUGGAGCUGUAACCGAAGAAUUGUUUGCCGUGAAGCGAGUGUUUGGUGCCCUCUUGAAUCAGUGAAUUCGAGUGAUUUAAUUGACCAAAAGUUUCCAACAGCACAUCUUCAUUUUUUCGUCCCAUCAUCCGGAAUAAUCAUCAUCCGAGCUCAGCAAACACACACACGGUCAGAAUGAAUCAAAUUGCACGUAAUCAAUCGGCCACCGUUUAUACCGUCACACUAAUCCUGUUCAGCAUAGUGCUACUGAUGGGAGGCCACAUGUGCAGCGCGGAACCAUCACUCGAUUCCAACAGCCUAUUCGGUGCCGAUGAGAAGCAUGUUGGUGACAAACGGCCGUUCUUUGUUGGCAGUCGCUAUGGACGAUCACACGUUUAUGGCGCGAAGGACCUCAGACAGGUGAAUGUGGUACCUCGGAAUGACCGUUUUUUCCUUGGCUCAAGGUAUGGCAAACGGUCUGACCCACUAACGAAGGAGAUCGAAACGGAUAACAACAAUGGCGCGGAAUUCACCUAUCUCGCUUGUUUGCACACCGGAGUUUCUAACCUGUACAGGUGUUAUGGAAAGGAGCGAGAUCUUCCAGCGAGUGGCCAAACAUAUCAGCCAUACAACCUAGAUUCGUCGGAUCAGUAAAAUCGCGCAAACCGCUCGCCUCCGAUUGCCAACCCUUAUCACCACGCUGCUAUAAAUCAAGAAGAACCAUAAUUGAAACUCUUAUUUAUGAGGCAUACGGAAAGAAUAUAAGAAUUUUGGUCUGAUUGCUGAACAAAAAUUCAAUCGUUUGAAGUUUUAGUCUUAACUUUCACUUCUGUUUCGAAAACUUCAAACAAACAAAUAGGCUGGGUAGUUUUUGUUCAGCAAUAUGAAACCAAGACGAGCCUUUGGUUAGUUUGAGAAUUUGUUUAUUGAACCAAAUGAAAUUAAAAAAUAUAUAUAUGCCUAACUAACAGACUAAACCAGCACAAGUAUGACGUACAGAUGGACGUUUGCCUAUUUAUUACUGAUUUUGUUUUAUGUAUUUGAUAUUUUUGGGAAUUGUUACAAAUAAAUCCUAAUGAAAAGCAAAACGACACUUGAUCAUGAAAUUGUACGGUUAUCAUCAUUAGGGUUAUAAAUUAUAAGUCUGUGUGCAUGAUCGUCAUGUGAAUAGUGAUCUAUACAUCAAUUCAAACUAAAUGCAAUUUUAUCUUUAUCAGCACUGUUCUUAAUAAGGCAUACAAUUUGUCAAUCAUAAGAAAUGCUCUGUAAAUAAAAGAAAUAGCGCUUUUAGAGUUGUCCAGAAA